Messenger RNA from Trichomycterus rosablanca, 2860 nucleotides. It is a transcript of the gene jakmip1, whose product is annotated as janus kinase and microtubule interacting protein 1. The record is from RefSeq and is a predicted model, not a curated record. The transcript is spliced from 20 exons. Gene Ontology annotation, molecular function: kinase binding; microtubule binding; GABA receptor binding. Lineage: Eukaryota; Metazoa; Chordata; Actinopteri; Siluriformes; Trichomycteridae. The coding region runs from base 49 to 2721 and encodes 890 amino acids.
UCUUCACAUCCGUUCACAGGAUCGCCAGAGAAGAGCCGAGCGGAGAGGAUGUCUGCUAGCACUCCUACAUCAGGCCCGCCCUCUAAAAAGAGCCGGGGCAAACAGGAGUCGGAGUCUCUGCAGGCCGCCAACGAGGAGCUGAAGGCCAAGCUAAGCGACUUGCAGAAUGAGCUGCUGCAGGAAAGAACGAAGGUGUGUAAGCUGCGUGAGCGUCUGCAGGAGCUGCGGGCGCAGCGGGAGGCCGAGCAGCACAGGCACGCAGUGGCGCAGACCGAACUGCGUGUGAAGCUGCGCGAGGAGAAGCAGCGUGAGGUCACGGCGGUCAGAGACUCUCUGAGCCGGCAGCACGAGACUGAGCUAGCCCGCGCCGCCCGGCUGCGCCACUCCGAGCUCGGGCGUCUGCAGGGGCUGGUGAACGUCCUGCGUAACGGCAACGGCGCCGCCGAACUGAGGGAGGAGGCGCGCGAGGAGGCACGGAGGAACCACGAGGCCGAGAGACUCAAACUGACCCAGGAGCUGCAGGAGGCCAAAGGCGCGCGCAGACAGGCGGAGGAGGCGCUGGCACACGCCGUGCAGGCUGAUAAAGCUAAAGCGGCCGAUCUCAGACUCGCUCAUCAGGCUCAUCAGGAGGAGAUCCAGAGGAUCAAACGGGAGAGUGAGAAGGAUGUGCGCCGACUGAUGGAGGAACUGAGGGGAAGAGACCGUGUCAUUCAGACUCUGGAGAAGGAACUGGGUAUACAGGCGGGUCAGACCCGACGUCUACUCCUGCAGAAAGAAGAGGCCGAGCGGCACCAGGGCAGCCCCAAGAGGGAGGUGGUUCCUGCUCUCGGGGAGAACCACGACUCCAUGAUCAACCAGGACGUUGAUGAGAGGGACACUCGCAGGUUCCAGCUGAAGAUCGCUGAGCUGCAGGCCGUCAUCCGGAAACUGGAGGAUAGAAACACACUGCUGUCAGAUGAGAGGACUGAACUGCUGAAACGUGUGCGGGAGACGGACGGACAGAUGAAGCCGCUGUUAGAGAAGAACCGACGGAUGAGCAGAAAGAACGACGAGCUUCUGCAGACCCUCCAGCGCAUGGAGGACAAACUGAAGACCCUCAGCCGCGAGAACGCAGAACUAAAGGAGAAAGCAAACUCGGAAUCCCAGCAUGCAGUGCUGAAGAGGACCAGCUCGCUGACUGAUCUGAGCUACGCCCACGAGCAGCAGGAGGUAGAGUUCCUGCGCCUGCAGGUCAAUGAGCAGCGCGGCGUCAUAGAGGAGCUAACACAGGAGCGAGACCGGCUGAUGGUUAACAAGAAGAUCAAGAGGAAAAAUAUCAAACUGCCAAAGAGGCAUGUUGUGGAGACAUAUUUUGGAUUUGACGAGGAGUCCGUCGAUUCAGAAACGUCCUCCCUGACAUCAUACAACACAGACCAAACCCCGGCCACCCCAGAGGAGGAGCUCGAGGAUGUCUUCUCUCGAGAGGAGGCAGAGCUCCGUUUCCGCCAGCUGACACGAGAGUACCAGGCCCUGCAGCGGGCCUACGCCCUUCUCCAGGAGACGACCGGCCCUCUGGACCCCGAGAGACACUGCAGGACGCGGGAGCAGCUGCAGGCGGAGCUGAGCGCCUGCCAGGCGAGGAACGCUGACUUGGAGAGAAGCCUGGCAGAGAAGGGGCAGGACUCAAAGUGGGUGGAGGAGAAGCAGAAUCUUGUCAGGGUCAAUCAUGAACUUAGAGAAAAGAUAGAGUUCCUGGAGCAGGCUGAGCUGCGUUUACGCUGUGAGGUUCGUGACACACAGGACCAGAACGAGCUGCUGGAGUUUCGCAUCCUAGAACUGGAAGAGAGGGAGCGGCGCUCACCUGCCUUUAACCUGCAAAUCUCUGCCAUGGACAAUAACAGCAGCCUGCAGCUACACUGCCAGCGCGAGGGCAUCAAGGACGUCAUUAUUCCUGAGCUCAUGAAGAAGCUGGACAUACUGGGAGACAACGGGAAUCUGAGGAAUGAGGAGCAGGUCACGGUGAUCCAGGCGAGCACUGUAUUGUCUCGAUGUGAAAAGGUAUCGUGGUUGAAGCAGAUCGACAGCACUGAGGCGGCUCUUACGCAGAAGAUGAUCGAUCUGGAAAAUGAGAAGGAGCUGUUUAGUAAACAGAAAGGCUUUCUGGAGGAAGAGCUGGACUACAGGAAGCAAGCCUUGGACCACGCCCACCUGAGGGUCCAGGAGCUGGAGGCCACGUUAUAUGCCCUGCUGCAACAGGACCCGGACGGCCGACUGGGUGAGAGUUUGAGCGACAGACAGAGGGCAGAUUUGGAGAAGUCCAUGGAGGCGGUGAGAAGACAGAUCCUCAGACAGAGCCGACACGCUGAUACAAUGAUCUUACAGCAGCGCAUGGAGCUGCUCCAGGCUGCACAACAGAGGAUCAGAGAUCUGGAGGACAAGAUCGACAUGCAGAGACGACAAAUCAAAGAGAUUGAAGAGAAGCUUUUAUUCUCUGGCCUUAAAACACACACACACACACACACACACACACACACACAAACACACACACACACAAACACACACACACACACACACACACACACACACAGGUGUAUACAGGUGCAGAAUCUGAAUGGAAACGUGGACUCAUCCUGCCACUACAGAUCUGAGGUCACACACGCGUUCCUCAGUCAUGAUUUUAUUCUCUUUUUGAUAUUUUUAUGCACUUCUAAUGACGAGUAUCAACACCACACAUCCAGGUAAACAAGCUGCUCCGCUCGGUCUCUCUCGAUUAAAUAUAUAAGUCAAAGAAUUUUAACAUGGAUAUUUGUUAUAAUGACUAUUUAAACACAUCUACACGUGUCUAAAGCUGAUUUUAAUUUCAAUAAAGUUGUAUUUUUCA